Messenger RNA from Pseudocercospora fijiensis CIRAD86, 1008 nucleotides. RefSeq lists its product as uncharacterized. The record is from RefSeq and is a predicted model, not a curated record. The coding region runs from base 1 to 1008 and encodes 335 amino acids. The transcript is spliced from 9 exons. Lineage: Eukaryota; Fungi; Ascomycota; Dothideomycetes; Mycosphaerellales; Mycosphaerellaceae.
AUGCAAGGUCAGAAAUGCCAAGCUUGUUGCCUCAGGCUUUCAGAGGUCAGACACUUCCCACUUUCACAGGCCGAGGGACAACAACGAGAGCGCGGCUACGAUGAUACGAUGACCAUUCAUUAUUCCGUUCAAGACACGGAUCUUCGCCGUUCAUGCAACGAUGUGCGAUGGAUACGUCUGAAGCUGGACUGCCCAUGUGGACCAGACUUGCGGCAUGGAACUUCACAGGCAUCGUGGUCUGCGAAGCGAAUGCUGCAUCGCGGAGGCUGCCAAGCCAGAAUGGCUGCUAGAGUAUGGAUCAUGCACGCUCGACACGAUCGCCGUCAGAUAGAACUAAGGUCUCCCAGCUCCCUCGACCUUGGUGCCGCCGCCCGCCAUGUCCCUAGCUGCUCAACCACGCCCCCUCUGCCUUUCCUCGUCGAAUCUUCAAAGGCCGCUUUUCGAGGGCUGAGAGCCGAUAGGCCCGUCGUGGGCUUCCGAACGAAGCAUAGCUUGCAUAUUUUGGCCCUCGACUCGUAUGUACGUGUCAGGCAUGCUGUGCACCAAAUGUCGGGUGUUGGUGCGUUCAGGGAAGAGCAUCUUACGCCGUCCAAAUACUCUAACUCAAUGCUCGCCAUGGACCGCGACUUAAUGGCCUUCAGAGCUACUGCACUCCCGGUAGGCAGUGGUAAGCAUAACUGCUCCUCUCAUCACCACGCUUCUGCGUGGGCCUUGUUCACUUCUCUUCGUCUACUGUACAGUACCACCUACGACCUAUCACGCUGCAAGCAUCCGCUUCCGCGCGCGCUCCCGGUGUCACCACAGACGACAAGAUUCAAUUUCACAAGCAUUCUGAAUGGAAUCGCCUGUGCCACGAGAGCUCGUACACCUCGUAACGCGACCCAUCGCACGCCCACCACCGCCACCGCCUUCUUCACGCUGAGCCUCCUCUUGCACACCACCACUUCAUCCUCCGCGAACGACAACUUCCUAAUCCAGAAGAGAUCGACAUUACAUGCGUCUGAAUAG